This is a messenger RNA of Lepidothrix coronata (blue-crowned manakin), 4838 nucleotides long. It is a transcript of the gene BORCS5, whose product is annotated as BLOC-1 related complex subunit 5. The record is from RefSeq and is a predicted model, not a curated record. The coding region runs from base 216 to 737 and encodes 173 amino acids. Gene Ontology annotation, biological process: lysosome localization; positive regulation of anterograde synaptic vesicle transport; organelle transport along microtubule. The transcript is spliced from 5 exons. NCBI's taxonomy places the organism in Eukaryota, Metazoa, Chordata, Aves, Passeriformes, Pipridae. Gene Ontology annotation, cellular component: cytoplasmic side of lysosomal membrane; BORC complex; synaptic vesicle membrane.
GGACGACAUUGUGGUGGUAGCCCCAGGAACACAAUCCUCACGGAAUGUCAGCAAUGAUCCAGAUGUCAUAAAACUGCAGGAAAUUCCAACUUUCCAGCCCCUUUUGAAAGGUCUGCUAUGACAGAGAGGAUGGAGCUGGGAUGUUUAGCCCUCCCUACUGCUGGAAGAAAUUAUGUGGUGGUGUACAGCUGAGGGUUUAGGUCACUGAUUCAUGCAUGGCUGCCGGGAAGUUAUUGGAGCCACUUUGCCCUAAAGGCAUCACUAGAGGACUCCUCAGUGGGCAGACCUCUCCAACCAACACCAAGCUGGAAAAGCUGGACCCCCAGCAGGUGCUGCAGCUGUGUCUCCGUUACCAGGAUCACCUUCACCAGUGCGCAGAAGCCGUUGCCUUUGAUCAGAAUGCGCUCGUGAAGCGGAUUAAGGAGACUUAUCAAGUGACUGAUGUUUUAACUUCCCUACAAACUGUUGGUGAGCUUCAGUCCCUGAUACCCUACCAUUUGUCUGAGAUGGACCUCUCUGUGGAAACUCUUUACAGCUUCAUGCAGGAGCGCCAGAAGAAGUAUGCCAAGUAUGCGGAGCAGAUCCAGAAGGUCAAUGAGAUGUCUGCCAUCCUUCGCCGUAUCCAGAUGGGCAUCGACCAGACGAUCCCGCUGAUGGAGCGACUGAACAGCAUGCUGCCGGAGAGCGAGAGGCUGGAGCCCUUCAGCAUGAAACCUGACCGGGAGCUGAAGUCCUAGCUGACCCAGCAGGCUGCCCCUCCUCAUCUUCCAUGCUCCAGUGUUCAGCACAGACACGCUUCCAAUAGGCUGGAUUGGCAGAUGUUUGAAGCAGACAGCAGUGCUGCCUGACUCUGCCAGGGCAUCGGAGGAAGAACGGCAUCAGCUGCCAGAACUGCACAGCCAAGAAUCCAGGAGCUCCCCUGUCCUGUCGUCUGGAGAAGAUGAUUUACAUUUCUUUCAUCUCCCUUCUCUUGGCCUCCUGUCUCCUUUACCACUACCACCGCCUGUGCAGAGACAUUUGUUUCAUUGCUGUUGGGGUUUACAGAGGAGGAAUUUUCUUUCAUCUGAAUUUUUGUUUUUUACUAAAAAAAUUCAAAGGGAUACAGGGUGUGUGAACCUUCUGACAUGAUUUUUGUGCCACUGGGGUUUAGACGAUCAGAUGGCUGGAAGGUAUUUCUGACAUCCCCUGGCCUUGGAAAUACGUGUAUUUUAUAGGUGAAAGUGUAAGAACCAGGAACUGGCUUAUUAAAAUCUACCUAUUAUCAUAAUUAAUAUGGUUUGCAUUGCAGGGUUUUGGCAUGUCCUCGAGGCUCCUGUUUGUAUGGACUCACUAAUUUAUGAGCCUGUAAAGGAAUAACUGUUCUAGAUAUGUAUGUAGUUAAUGUUAAGCAAGCUUCAGUGUUCCUUUCCCCCUUGCCCUGGCAAUGUCCCCAUGCCCCAGCUGGUGGCAUUUCAUGUUCUUCUGACAGGCACUGGUACCAGCCUGCUCACUUUCCAUCCCAAAGUUGGACAUGAGGUGUCUUUUUUAUUGGGACGCUCCAGUUAUCUUGGUGCUGUCUUUUCUACCAGAGAGGUGCACUUGCUUCUUUACUGUCUGGGGUAUGGAGUGGAGAGACACAAGAAGUCCUUUGGGUCUUUGCACUGGCUUAGCUGCCAUUGUGCUGAGAGCUGGCCUAAGCGUGCUGUUUCAUGACUGAAACCACACGGCCUUUUGGGGACUGUUCUCAGCCACCUGCUCCAAAGGCAACAGGAUGUUCUUGCCUUCUCCCAAGGAAGCCAAGGGCACUGCUGGAAGGCAGGCAGCAUAUCCAUGCUGCCUGGCUGCUGGGCUGACCCACAGGAGACAGGGUAGUUGCCAAGUCUGUUGCUGGUCUGCUGGCUGCAGGCACUUUGCAGCACCUCUCUGAGCUUUGGUUUCCCCCUGUGUAAAACAGGGAUAUUUUACAUGCUGCUGUAAAAAUAUUUAUAGAUCUAGAAAUUGGGUUUAACAGCCUGCAUCACCAGUGCAUGGCAGCUCUUGUUGCAGCAGAAAGAGAAUGUAACCAGGAGUGAGGAGCCCUUGAUUUGCUGGGCCAGGGUAAGUUUGUGUCUGUUUUGUUGGACCCAGGAUGCUGUUGCUGGUGAGGAGGCUGAAGUGCCCAUGAACCCCGAGGGUGGUUGUAUGUCAGGAGUGCAGUUGCAGUGGUGAGGACGGCCCUCUUUGAGAGUCAGAGACAAACCAGCCUCCAGUACAGCACAAGGCUAGGUGACUUGCCAAAGGCAACUUGCUUUGAUACAUCUUGGUACUUAAGAGUAUUUAAUCAGCAAAAGGUUGUCUCUGAGCAUUUGGAAAUAAGAAUGCAGUAGGUUUUUGAUGAUAUUAAUUAUUGCCUGGUGGCAAGAAGCAACAGGCUGUUCUCUUGUUGCAUUCCCAAAGGCCAUGUAGUGUAGAGUGAAUUUUUGUGAUGCAGACUGCAGCAAACUGAUGUGCAUCUGAACCACAGUGGUGGUUGGACCCCAGGGCCUGCUGAACACUGUCUGAAAGCGGAGUCCUAUAGAAAUUAAGCCCCCUAGAAUGAUGCCCUGGGAAGAGCAAUUGACUGCUUCAGAGAGGCCAAGGAACUCAGCAGGAGAUUUUUUUAGCAAAGGCAGCAGAGUAGGCCUCCUUGCCUGCUGCUCCCACCCCAGAGGUUUUACACAGUAAUAUGUACGUAGGCAUAUGCUGUAUGUUGCAUGGGAUACAACAUCCUUGUUCAAGCUUCCUGCCCUAUUUUACACUUGGUUUGUUAAAAGCUUACAGUGUGAGACUUAACCCAUGAGAACCUGCUUGUCAUGGCCAUGCCCAGGCGAGUCGUCAUUGUCCAUCAUGGAAUGUGUCCCUGCCUUCUGCCAUCAAGACAUACAAGAAUAUUGAACUGCUUUAAAUAGCAGCUGCAGUAAUUUUUGUCCUGUUUGUCCAAAUGAUGCUGUCUGGAUGUUUAAAAUGGGCAACAUUCAGCUGUCUGCCAGACGGGAUCAUUUAAUAUCCCACACCCUGGUGUGCUGGAAGCCUAUGCUAGUGGGAAGAUCCUGAUACUGGAUCUCAAGGCAGGGCCCUUGAGAUGUUCUCUCCUGUAAGAUGCUCUCUCGCGUAAGGUUUCUAGACAUCUAGCCUCAUGCCAUUAAGUAUCAGAUAAAAGCAUUGCUCCAUGCAGUUCUAAUGAGGGCAAAUGAAUAGUGUUCCCAUCUGAAGGCUGCAGGACCGAGGGCUGCAAAUCAGUUCCUUCCUCAUUUGCUGAAAAACACCUGGGCAUUGGGCUGAGAAUGGGAGAAAAUGCUUGUUCCUAGGAACACUGGCUGUGCUGCUGGGCCUCAUAGGUAGAGCUUUCAAUACAGCAAGGGCAGAUUGUGAAAGACCUACUAGCUUAACUAGAAAGAAAUCAGAGCUGAAACGUGAAGGGGAACCUCUUCCAAAGCUCAUAUGUCAUCACCUCCGUUCCACAGGAUAGUCACUUGUAUGGGUACUGUAAGACAGCAUGCACCCUCUAACUGUUCUCAAGCAAUGGUUUACAGCUUUAUUUAAAACAUUGUCAUGGCCUUCAUUAACUGUAAGUCUUUGGCCCUCUUGCUGAGGGGAAGAUGCCUCAUGCCACAUCUUCUUGAGCUGCUGUUUGUUGCUUGGCUGCUCCUUGUUGCCUUUGCUCUACACGCUGCUUUCAGCUUCAGGUGCAGGUGAUGCUCAGGGUGAGACUGUUCUUCACUCCAUGCUGCUUAGCAGGAGAUUUGAGAUGUGACUGAAAUUACCUUUCUGCUUAUGAAUUUCCUUUUCCAAGCCAAAUGCUCUUGGAGGAGGCCUCAGGUAUCUUUCACAAAUGUGCUAGCUGUUACUUCUACCACAAAUUUAGUGCUAUGAACAGAGAAUAAUCUGGUGUGCUCCACUGAAACCAGACAUUUCUGCCCUUUUCUGCUUUCUGAAGUGGUGUGUGGUUUGGGGCACAAGGUAAGGUUCUUGAUAUGCAAUCUUCUGAAAAGCUGGGGAGGAGAGUGAGUCUCUGAGUCUGUGGUUCCCUGCUGGCCUGAACUGCUUUGGUCCUUCCCCUGACUGCUGUUGCAACUCUCCCCUUGUGCUGCCACUGGUGUUUGUUGCAUCCCACACUGGUCAGUGUGCUGCCUGUGCAGAAGAGAUUUGCUUUGUUCUGUUUUUGUAAUUGAAUGCAUUGACAGGGUGGUAAAGUGCCAACCUAUCUGCAGGGCAAUUUCUGUGAAGAUCUGGUGAAGGGGACGGAAAAGACUUUUCAUGUUUGUUUUUUUUAAGUAAAUGCAUUUUAAAUUAACUAUACUGAAAUAUUUAAAGUGUGUUUUUUUCCCUCCUCUAAGCUUUUACACAGAAAGAGUAGAAAUACAUGUUUUUCUCAAGCCCAUGCACUGUAUGAGCCAGCCCCUCUCUCUGACUGUGUGCCAGUGGUGUCCUGAGGUACCACUGUACUGUCCCUGCUGUUCCCAAGCUGCCAGCAUGCAUUUUGAUUCCCAACAUUAUGGCUGAGCGCUCCAUGGUUUAUGAGUGGUUAUCCUGUUUGCACAUUUGCUCUCUGUUCAGCUCCCUACAUGCUUACAUGUUCCACAGCUCCAGCAGUAAAACAUUUGGUGUGGCUCUUUCCCAAGUGUUUUGUUUCUCCAAUUGCCUUGCUUAUUUUUCAUUUUCAGUGCACCACUUCUUGCCGUGACCUAUGUGGACAGUGCUGAGCUUUGCUUUGUACCCAGAACCCACCUUCAUGCUGUGGACAUGGCUGGUCUCACUUGCCCUGGGGCUGCCCCUGCCCUGGGACUGUAAGGAAACGUAUCCCAGAGUGAAAAUAAAUGUUGGGUUUUCUUCCAGUACCA